Arvicanthis niloticus (Nile rat) is the source of this 1230-nucleotide messenger RNA. The record is from RefSeq and is a predicted model, not a curated record. NCBI's taxonomy places the organism in Eukaryota, Metazoa, Chordata, Mammalia, Rodentia, Muridae.
GGGACCAAACGGGAGGCGACGUUGGAGAAAAGAGGUUAAGAGCAGUGACUAAGAGAGGCCACUGAACAUCUUCGUCCCCGAGAGCUGCCUUUCUGCGACAGGCAAGAGACCAUAUAUACUGAGUAUGAGUACACGUUAGAAAGAUAGCGGAGAGAAGGCCGAGUCACAAUAAACUCCUAAUAGUGGAGUUCAUUUGCUGUUGCUGCAGAUAUCAAAACCCUCGUUUCCCUGAGCAUCCUAGCAGACCCGAGGUGGCUGCAUUGUGAUAAUUAUGUGGGUAUAGGGCAGGACGGGGUCCUUCCAAUCUUGUUUGCCUCUGCAGAGCCUCGGCCUGCCACCUGGAAGAUGCCGAGAUUCUGCUACAGUCGCUCGGGGGCCCUGCUGCUGGCCCUCCUGCUUCAGACUUCCAUAGACGUGUGGAGCUGGUGCCUGGAGAGCAGCCAGUGUCAGGACCUCACCACGGAAAGCAACCUGCUGGCUUGCAUCCGGGCCUGCAAACUCGACCUCUCAGCGGAGACGCCCGUGUUUCCAGGCAACGGGGAAGAACAGCCCUUGACUGAAAACCCACGGAAGUACGUCAUGGGUCACUUCCGCUGGGACCGCUUCGGCCCGAGGAACAGCAGCAGUGCUAGUGGCGCGGCGCAGAGGCGUGCGGACGAAGAGGCAGCGGGGGGAGAUGGCCGUCCGGAGCCGAGUCCACGCGAGGGCAAGCGCUCCUACUCCAUGGAGCACUUCCGCUGGGGCAAGCCGGUGGGCAAGAAGCGGCGCCCGGUGAAGGUGUACCCUAACGUCGCCGAGAACGAGUCGGCAGAGGCCUUUCCCCUAGAGUUCAAGAGGGAGAUAGAAGGCGAGCAGCCUGAUGGCUUGGAGCACGUCCUGGAGUCCGACACCGAGAAAGACGACGGGCCCUACCGGGUGGAGCACUUCCGCUGGGGCAACCCGCCCAAGGACAAGCGUUACGGCGGCUUCAUGACCUCCGAGAAGAGCCAGACGCCCCUGAUGACGCUCUUCAAGAACGCCAUCAUCAAGAACGCGCACAAGAAGGGCCAGUGAGGGCGCAGGGGUCUUCUCUCUCCAAGGCCCCCUCCCUGCAUGGGCGAGCUAUUGACCUCUAGCCUUUUAGAGUUACCUGUAGUUAGGGAAUAAAACCUUUCAGAUUUCACAGCCGGCUUUGAUCUUCAAUAUAGACUGUGUGAAUAAAGUCAAACACACAACCGUCCAAUUACACUA